AUGCAGCAGAAAUACGAGCAAUAUGAGUUUCACCCCGUUGCGGAUGCCGUCAAAGACUUUGCCAAUGGAGAGUUUGUCAUCGUGAUGGACAAUGAGGACCGUGAAAACGAAGGUGAUCUGAUCAUCGCAGCAAAGACUGUAACAACCGAACAGAUGGCAUUCUUGAUUCGCUAUUCAAGUGGUUAUGUAUGCGUUCCUUCUACAGAUGAGCGUUUGGAUGCUUUGGAGCUGCCUCUAAUGGUUCCUAGAAACACUGAAUUGAUGAAGACAGCCUAUACUAUUUCUUGCGAUUAUGUACAUGGUACAACUACUGGUAUCUCUGCACACGACCGUGCCCUGACAGCCCGCAAAUUGGCCGACCCUACUUCCGUUGCCACUGACUUUUCUCGACCAGGACAUAUUCUGCCAUUGCGCGCUGUUCCGGGAGGAACUUUUGAACGUUUUGGUCACACUGAGGCAGCCGUAGAUUUGUGUAAGUUGGCUGGAUUACCAGAAGUGGCAUGUAUUGGAGAGCUGGUCAAGGAAGAUGAUCCCUCUGGAAGUAUGGCCCGUCGCGAUGAUUGCUUUGCCUUUGCAAAGAAACACAACAUCAAGAUGAUCACCAUUAAGGAUUUGAUCGAAUAUAGACGCCAGGUUAACAUCUAAACCGAAAAAAUGAUGGAACCUACUCCUUUACCAUUUCCCUUCAUCUUCCUUUUAUUACUGCAGACUCUUUUCUUGUAUAUAAAUGUAUGCAUUCUAUCCCUUCUCCUAAUCUUUCGCAUGAAAUAUUUACUUUAUUUUAUCAAUA
Phycomyces blakesleeanus NRRL 1555(-) is the source of this 790-nucleotide messenger RNA. RefSeq lists its product as hypothetical. Lineage: Eukaryota; Fungi; Mucoromycota; Mucoromycetes; Mucorales; Phycomycetaceae. The transcript is spliced from 3 exons. The coding region runs from base 1 to 645 and encodes 214 amino acids. Gene Ontology annotation, cellular component: mitochondrial intermembrane space; cytosol. Gene Ontology annotation, biological process: aerobic respiration; riboflavin biosynthetic process. The record is from RefSeq and is a predicted model, not a curated record. Gene Ontology annotation, molecular function: 3,4-dihydroxy-2-butanone-4-phosphate synthase activity.